Molecule: messenger RNA, 849 nt
Organism: Aspergillus nidulans FGSC A4
Lineage: Eukaryota; Fungi; Ascomycota; Eurotiomycetes; Eurotiales; Aspergillaceae
Exons: 2
Coding region: 1-849 (282 amino acids)
Molecular function (GO): hydrolase activity
Source: RefSeq, a predicted model, not a curated record
AUGGCUAGCGACUCCUGCACUGAAUGCAUCAAGGGUUCAAUCCACGCUGGUCUCCCAGCCGGAACUAAAGAAACAAUCCACGGGCUAAACACCUACCUGACUGGAAACCGCACCACCCCUUAUGCAAUAGUAGUCAUGUAUUCUGAUGUCUUUGGCCUGUCCCUCCCCAAUAAUAAACUCAUCGCCGAUGCCUACGCCAAAUCCGGCGAGUGGCUCGACUACCUCCCUGAUUUCUUCAAGGGGGAUCGUGUCCCGCUAUCAAUGGCCGAGCACCUCAUCCCCGUUGAUGCAACGAAGCAGUCUGUUUUCCGGAAGUAUACGGGGCUGUUGGCCAGUAUACCUUCUUUCUUCAACUGGCAGAAUAGGCACCGCCAGGGGCCGACAGAUGCCAUCUGUAUGGAGUUCCUACGCGCUUUGAGGAGAGAGAGGAAGGGGAUGAAGAUUGGAAUGGUAGGCUUUUGUUGGGUUGGAGAGUAUGCAAUUGGAGCCGGGCUGGAAGAGAAUAUGAUCGACAUUGAUGGUGCGCGAGUACCGCUUGUCGAUGCGCUCGUGGCGCUUCAUCCGAGUCACUUGGCUAUCCCGGAUGAUGACAAAACGCUGGUUGUUCCUGUAUCCCUUGGGUGGAGGGCUGAGGAUAGUUUGGUUGACUUCAAGCAGAUGAAUAUGGUGAAGGGUGUGCAUGCAGAUAACAAGGCAUCUGGACGUGAGGUCCCGGGGAUUGCGCAUCACGAGUAUAAGCCUGGCCGCCAUGGUUUCGCAGUACGAGGCAACCCGGAUGACCCACAGGAAAGGAAAUAUCUGGAGGACUCGGUUACGCAGGUUCUGACCUGGUUUGGACGAUGGCUUUGA